Erinaceus europaeus (western European hedgehog) is the source of this 945-nucleotide messenger RNA. RefSeq names its product olfactory receptor 51L1-like. The record is from RefSeq and is a predicted model, not a curated record. Gene Ontology annotation, molecular function: olfactory receptor activity; G protein-coupled receptor activity. The transcript has a single exon. The coding region runs from base 1 to 945 and encodes 314 amino acids. Gene Ontology annotation, cellular component: membrane. Lineage: Eukaryota; Metazoa; Chordata; Mammalia; Eulipotyphla; Erinaceidae. Gene Ontology annotation, biological process: G protein-coupled receptor signaling pathway.
AUGAGGCAUGUCAACAGCAGUGAUUUUCAGCCUUUGCUACUUUCUGGUUUUCCUGGCUUGGAACUUUAUCAUCCUCAGAUUUCAAUCCUCUUCUGUGUCUUGUAUCUUAUUGCGAUGAUGGGCAACAGCACCAUCAUCAUAGUGAUCUGGGCGGAAAAGUCACUCCAUGAACCUAUGUACUUCUUUCUUUCCAUGUUGGCAGUCAGUGACCUGGGCCUCUGCGCUUCCACCUUGCCUACAAUGCUUAGGCUAUUUUGGUUUAAUGUGCGUGAGAUACACUUUGAUGCAUGUCUUGUUCAGAUGUACUUUAUCCACAUCUUCUCCAUGAUGGAGUCAGGUAUCCUAUUGUCUAUGGCUUUUGAUCGCUAUGUGGCCAUAUCCAAUCCUCUCAGAUACGCUGCCAUCCUAAACAGUUCCACCAUUGUGAAAAUAUCAGUAGGGCUUCUACUGCGGGCCAUCCUUCUUCUUCUUCCAGCCCCCAUCCUCAUUAAGCAACUCAACUUUUGUGAGGCCAAUGUGCUUUCCCACUCCUACUGUCUACAUCCAGACAUUAUUAAGCUCUCCUGUUCUGAUCACCAUAUUAACAGCUUCUUAGGACUUACUGUAGUUAUCGUUACAUUUGGUCUUGAUUCUGUGCUCAUCCUGUUCUCCUAUGUGAAGAUCUUGGCCACCGUUCUGGGUAUUGCCUCCCAGGAAGAACGACUCAAAGCUCUUAAUACCUGUGUUUCCCACAUCUGUGCUGUUCUGUUGGUCUAUGUCCCUAUGUUGGGAGUGUCUGUCAUUCACCGCUUUGGAAAUCAUCUCCCAGCAGUGGCUCAUGUCAUCAUGGGCUAUGUCUAUUUGUUGGUUCCUCCUGUGCUCAACCCAGUUGUCUACUGCAUCAAGACCCAUGAGAUACGGAUUCACCUUCUGAAUAUUUUCAAGAAGUUAUCAAAACAUGGAUAA